AGAGAGCAUAAGACUCAGAGAGAGCUAGAGAAAGAGAGAGAAAGAUGGGUAGGCCUCCAUGCUGUGAUAAGAUAGGGAUCAAGAAAGGACCAUGGACGCCUGAAGAAGACAUCAUUCUUGUUUCUUACAUCCAAGAACAUGGCCCUGGAAACUGGAGAUCUGUUCCCACCAACACUGGGUUAAUGAGAUGCAGCAAAAGUUGUAGACUGAGAUGGACAAAUUAUCUGAGACCUGGAAUCAAACGAGGAAACUUUACUCCUCAUGAGGAAGGAAUGAUCAUUCACUUGCAAGCCUUAUUGGGUAACAAAUGGGCGUCCAUAGCUUCAUACCUACCACAAAGAACAGACAACGAUAUCAAGAACUACUGGAACACACAUUUGAAGAAGAAGCUCAACAAGUCCGAGUGUGAUCAGGAGAGAAGCAGAUCAUCAGAGAACAUGACGUUGCAAACUUCUGCCACAAGAAACACCAUCAAUCAUAGAUCUACCUAUGCUUCAAGCACCGAAAACAUUUCCCGCCUUCUCGAGGGUUGGAUGAGGGCAUCCCCAAAGAGUAGCACAGCUAAUUUCUUGGAACAGAAAAUGCAGAAUCAUCAGACGAACAACCUCAUGGAUCAGUCUCCGUACGAGCAGCUACAAGGUUCUUGGGAAGAGGCCGGUCACCAUAGCAAAAGAAGCAAUGGGGGAUUAGGUGAUGGUCCAAAGAUUACAGAGAAUAACAUCGGUGGUGAUCAUGAAGAUGGUGGUGAUGAUUAUGAUGAGGAGGAGCACAACGCUACUCCACCAUUGACAUUUAUUGAGAAAUGGCUAUUGGAGGAAACAAGUGCUACUGCAGGGGGUCAAAUGGAAGAGAUGAGCCACUUGAUGGAGCUCUCUAAUAUGCUUUAAUUGUGACCUAUUCUCCUUUUUUCUUUCUUUUUCCCUUGUGAAUCGUAUUAAUGAGACUGCUAAUUUUUAUAUUUUCUAUAGGAAAAAUAAAGAAACUACAAGACAAAAUAUCACAUGUUUAUUGGUUUCUCUAAGAUCUAUAUAUAUAGUUAAAUGCUCACUGCAUAAAGUUGUAACUAA
Messenger RNA from Capsella rubella, 1067 nucleotides. RefSeq names its product myb-related protein 306. The transcript has 3 exons. Lineage: Eukaryota; Viridiplantae; Streptophyta; Magnoliopsida; Brassicales; Brassicaceae. Gene Ontology annotation, biological process: response to auxin. The record is from RefSeq and is a predicted model, not a curated record. Bases 45 to 887 code for a protein of 280 amino acids.